CUUUAUUUUUGAAAAAAACUCAAAUAAAACUGCAAUUGCCCUUUACCUGUUCCACGGGGCAAGACAUUCAAAAUGCCAUAUUCCGUACGAUUUAUUAGGGCUUGUUGUUCGUCAUUCUUAUUAUCACCCAAAAAUAUGGCUUUGCGAUCUGCCUUUUCGAGCUCUGGCCUUCGUCGUCUAACGGAAUGUAGCUCCUUCGCCGGCCGAUUAUCAGCUAUGGGUUCCUGUUGCUUCAGCAAUGGAUCAGGUCGUAUCCUCAGUGAUGAACAGUGUGCUAAAGAGAUCCUCUAUAUUCAAAAAAUGGAGAAGGAGAGGUUAGAGAAGCAGAAGAAGGAAGAAGAAGAUAAGGCGGAAGUAGAGAAGUCAGAGAAGGUAUAAAUUUUCAAAUGCUCGUUUAGUACGCAAAAUUGUUACUAAUAGUAAAAUAUUUUUGCUAUGGUUUAGAGUAAUUCUGUAAUGUGGGUUAGACACAUUGUUGAUAGUAAUUCACUAAUUUGUGUUUUGCAAAGCACAAUACAUAGUACUGCUGUGAAUUCUAGUCAAUUUAAUGAUUAUUCCAUGUUCUGCCGAUAUUACUAUGUUGGGUUAAAAUGGUUUUAAAGUGGUUAUGCUUAA
This is a messenger RNA of Cuscuta epithymum, 615 nucleotides long. NCBI's taxonomy places the organism in Eukaryota, Viridiplantae, Streptophyta, Magnoliopsida, Solanales, Convolvulaceae. The record is from the annotation of a GenBank genome assembly.